AUGCUCUGGGAAAAGAUCAAGACGACGCAGGGAACUAAAAAAGGGUUUGCGUUUCGCGACGUCAAUCCUGAAGACUCAGUGUCAGCCGACGAAGACGGGAAGGAUGGUGAUGAUGGGGGUGACAAGGAGGGGUGUAACGAAGUCAAUGGGGGUGCGCGUGUAAUGGGCCGGGGCCAGGGUCGUGAGGGCCGCGGAGCAGGCGAAGGGGGAGCUGGGCGAGGCGACCGCGGCGAGGUUCACGUCAAUGAUGAUCAUCGCGAUGGCGGUGCAAGUACUGGAAGUGAUGUGGACGGAGGCGAUGGCAGCGGGGAUGGCGAGGGGGUUGGUGCCGGUAAUGCCGGAGAGGGCCAAGAUGAUGGAGGCGGUGACGGCGCGCCUGACAGUAGCGACGACAUGAUCACCGGCGAGAAGUCAGGUCAUGAGGGGCUCGGCGACGAGGAGAACAACAGUGGGCGUGGCGAUGGUGAGUACAACAAUACCAUGCGCAGCGGCGAGGGCCGCGAUGUUGUAGGCAAUGCAGCGAGCGUCGCUGGUGAGCACGACGACAGCAACCGGCCCAACGGGGUUCGUGGGCGUGUUGAUCAGUCCGAAGCCCAACCCGAGCAGUUGAGGGAUGGUGGAUCCUCAGUGCAACCUGCCGCCCUAGUGCCUCAACGCCGUUCGCGAAGGCAUCACGAAGACGUUGACCCUGUCAAAUCAAACGUUGAAGGCGUUGCAAGUGGCGCGAAAAAACGCAAAUUGGCCGUGCAACCUCACGAAGCGGCGACUGUUUCUACCAAUAACGUCAGGCAGACCCGUAGCACUUCCUCGAAACAGAAGCCUACCCAGGCCGAUCUUGCGACCGGAAGAGCGAAAUCUACGACGAAACCGUGGGGUGCUUCUACUUCAUCUGUGUGCUCUUCUGACCUGAUUACAGACGCUCCAAGCACCGUGGGCCAUGCCCACAACGGGGACGUAGAUGAGGAUGAGGAUGAGGAGAGGGACGGGGACAAUCGCAGGGAUGGAGAUGGGGACAAGGAUGAGGAUGAGGAUGGGGACGGGGACAAGGGUGGGGACGGGGAGGAGGGAGGAGAUGCGGGUGAGUCUGCCCGUCCUCGACGAUGUGGAAAGCGACAGGCUGAGCAGGCUGUUGAUGAGGAUGAGCAGGAGGGUGGUGAUCAGAGCAACCAGUGGAAGAAGCGCAGGGUGCGCAAUUCUCGGUCCAGAACUCCUCCUCUCAAAACCCGGGCACAGGCUGCCGCUGCUCAGCAAAAAGGAUGUCAUUCUUGA
Rhodofomes roseus is the source of this 1269-nucleotide messenger RNA. RefSeq lists its product as uncharacterized. The record is from RefSeq and is a predicted model, not a curated record. NCBI's taxonomy places the organism in Eukaryota, Fungi, Basidiomycota, Agaricomycetes, Polyporales, Fomitopsidaceae. Bases 1 to 1269 code for a protein of 422 amino acids. The transcript is spliced from 6 exons.